AGACCUAAAAGAACACGAAGAGUCGACAUGUCUCAUAUAGCUGUAGAAAGAAACAGGAGAAGACAGAUGAAUGAGCAUCUCAAAGUCUUACGCUCCUUGACUCCUUGUUUCUAUAUCAAAAGGGGGGACCAAGCAUCCAUAAUAGGUGGUGUAAUAGAGUUUAUUAAAGAGCUGCACCAAGUUCUGCAAGCUCUUGAAUCCAAGAAACGAAGGAAGAGUUUAAGCCCUAGUCCUGGUCCGAGCCCUAGCCCUAGGCCGCUGCAGCUAAUAACUCUUCAGCCUGAUCAUCAUACACCUUUUGGCCAAGAAAAUGUUAAGGAACUAACUGCUUGCUGCAACUCUUCAGUUGCAGAUGUGGAAGCAAAGAUAUCAGGAUCAAAUGUGAUCUUGAAAGUAAUUUCAAAGAGAAUUCCAGGUCAAACUGUGAGGAUAAUCAAUGUUUUGGAAAGACUUUCCUUUGAGGUCCUUCAUCUCAACAUCAGUAGCAUGGAAGAUACUGUUCUCUACUCCUUCGUCGUUAAGAUAGGGCUGGAAUGUCGGCUAAGUGUGGAGGAACUAGCACUUGAAGUCCAACAGAGCUUCUUCCCUGAAACAUAUUAUACAAAUGAGACAUAGUUUUAAGUUUGCUUGGACUUUGAUGGUUGCUAGUACAUCAAGAAUGAAAUGAUAUGUACGUGAUCAUCAUUGCUUGAGCAUAAAAUUACGCACUUUUUUAUGGUUGUUGCAAUGAUAUAUGCAAAAGAGAGAAACGACAAUAACAUAUAUAAUCAUUUUGAUGAAAAUUCCAUCGCCAUCUUAAGAACAGGAACAGGUAUAUGUUUUCUUAGAAUGUUUAUGAGCAUUUUCUCUGUGGCAACCCAUUCUUACUAAAAGCUGAGAUCAUCUUG
Molecule: messenger RNA, 887 nt
Organism: Ricinus communis (castor bean)
Lineage: Eukaryota; Viridiplantae; Streptophyta; Magnoliopsida; Malpighiales; Euphorbiaceae
Product: transcription factor MUTE
Exons: 3
Coding region: 28-615 (195 amino acids)
Biological process (GO): positive regulation of DNA-templated transcription; stomatal complex development; guard cell differentiation
Cellular component (GO): nucleus
Molecular function (GO): DNA-binding transcription factor activity; protein dimerization activity
Source: RefSeq, a predicted model, not a curated record